AUGUCGCAUUUGAUUUCUCAACGGGCCAACUCUAGACGGAGACUCCAUUUUGCUUUGUUCGACACGGAUGAUGCUCCGGAGGGAUUUGAGCCACACCCCGACCCUUUGUGGCUUGAUGCUGGCAUGCCUAACGCCGGGUUCUUUCCAAUUGAGCUGUUGCAAGUAAAUGUUGUCGACUAUCCUUUCCAGAAGUCAUUGCUGUUGCCUCUAGGCAAUAUUUCAUUGGAGAAUUUAAACACUAGUGGUUCCGGGGUAGAGGACUCCUUAAAACGGUUAACUACUACAGGUGAGUCUAAAAACCACGUUAUAAUCCCCAAAAAAUCACAAGAUCUGAAGCUUAUUGACUUGAGUCGUGGGUUGCAGUACUCGGAGGUAGAAGGAAUUCCUCAGCUUCUUCAGUUUACAAGAGAUCUUAUCAAGAAAGCACACCCUCCUAAGUACGAAGAUUGGACGACUAUUCUCUCUAACGGAGCUGGUGACGGCCUUAACAAAGCUGCGGAUGCUUUUUUAGAUCCUGGUGAUAUCAUUUUGGUUGAAGAAUUCACGUUCACUCCUUUUUUGCAAAACAUCAACAAUGCUGGUGCCAUCCCUGUGCCCUUGAAGUUGGAUCUUGAUAGUACUCCUGACAAGAGUAAUGGAUUAGAUAUUGAUUAUUUGAUCAAUUUGUUGGAAAACUGGGACGAGCUUCAACCAGAACAUAAAGGGAAGAAGCCGAAAGCUUUGUACACCAUCGCCUCAGGUCAGAACCCCACUGGAUUUACCCAAUCCGUAAAGUUUCGUCAGCAGGUUUACAAUUUGGCUGAAAAAUACGAUUUUGCCAUCAUUGAAGAUGAUCCUUACGGAUAUUUGACAUUGCCGCCAUUCUCUAAUCCGGAUGGAUUGGCGAAAAUGACUGACUUCUUGACCGUUGAGGACUUUUUGGAAAACCACUUAAUGCCCUCUUAUCUCACUUUUGAUACCUCGGGAAGAGUUCUUCGUAUCGAGACGUUUUCGAAGCUUUUUGCUCCUGGAUUGAGACUCGGCUUUAUUGUGGGUCACAAGGAUGUCAUCCGUGCAAUCUCUAAUUACGCCAAUGUGGUAACUAGAUCGGCAUCCGGCACGUCUCAACUCUUGGUCAACAAUGUGAUCGAACAAAGCUUUGGUGGAGUUGAGGGUUGGCUCAAAUGGGUCCUCAAAAUUAGACUCGCUUACAUUAACCGAAGGAAUGUUCUUCUUGGCGGGCUUUAUGAUCUGGAUGCUUACAAGAAUGGUUAUUUUGACAUUAUUGAUCCGCGGGCGGGAAUGUUUGCAAGUGUGAUUGUCAAUUUCCCUGAGGGAACAAAUGUGCCUGAAAAAAUGAAGUUAUUGCAAUUCAAGUUCCGUGCUAUUGGCGUCAAGGUUGUCACUGGCCUCAACAUGGCCAUUGAUAAGAAGUUCAGCGAGCCAAGAGGCAAUUUCUUCAGAUUGACUUACGCGGUUGCAGGGUCAGACCAUGAUCUCCGUGAGGGAGCACAGAGAUUUUCUAAGGCUAUAUACGAGUUCUUUCAAAAAGGCUUGAAGUAUUAA
This is a messenger RNA of Candidozyma duobushaemuli, 1545 nucleotides long. It is a transcript of the gene ARO9, whose product is annotated as aromatic-amino-acid:2-oxoglutarate transaminase. The record is from RefSeq and is a predicted model, not a curated record. Gene Ontology annotation, molecular function: L-2-aminoadipate:2-oxoglutarate transaminase activity; pyridoxal phosphate binding; aromatic-amino-acid:2-oxoglutarate transaminase activity. The coding region runs from base 1 to 1545 and encodes 514 amino acids. Gene Ontology annotation, biological process: aromatic amino acid catabolic process; L-tyrosine biosynthetic process. Lineage: Eukaryota; Fungi; Ascomycota; Pichiomycetes; Serinales; Metschnikowiaceae. The transcript has a single exon.